Molecule: messenger RNA, 2629 nt
Organism: Polypterus senegalus (gray bichir)
Lineage: Eukaryota; Metazoa; Chordata; Cladistia; Polypteriformes; Polypteridae
Exons: 7
Coding region: 7-1854 (615 amino acids)
Source: RefSeq, a predicted model, not a curated record
UCAGGAAUGACCGCCAUUGAUCAGCACCGCAGUUACGGGUUUCGGUUCUUGCUGGUCUGCUCGCUGCUCUCACUAAGUACAGGGUCCUUGGUUGUGCACACCAGCCCUACACCACAGCACUGCACAGCAGGCUCCGCCAUUGCACUCAGCUGCACCUUUCCAGUGCCUUUUGGUACUCCUCUGCAUGGGAUUGCACUCAAGUGGACAGUGAGCACGGUGGAUAAUGACCACAGGACCCUUUAUACUUUUGAUGGCACUUCAGAGUGGCAGUUUUAUAAUCACAGCACGGUGGAUAGGCUUCGUCUGAUUCAAGGCGAUGCAACCCUGCACCUGAAGAAUGUGACCCUUUCAGAUGCAGGACACUACACAUGCACAGUGUUUAUCCCCCCAGAAAUGGGGGCCUCUACGUUCCGUUUGGCUGUUUCUGUUCUUCCAUCAGUAACACUGUCGCCUGAAUUUCCAUUUGUUACUAUUGGAGAGGAGAAGAUGCUGGUUUGUGACAUUCAGAACUUUUAUCCAAUGCAAAUUGAUAUUGCCUGGUUCAUUCGAAAAGGAGCCUUGCCUGAAAGCCUGCCUGUUUCGCAAGGGGUCUGCACUGGAAUCCCAGUUGCUUAUGGGAACCAGACUUUAAGUGUCCAGAGUCAAAUUCUGAUUAGGGCCACCGCUGAAGCAAAUGGGGCAAUAUACACUUGUCAAAUUAAGCACCAAUCUUACAGCUCUCCUUUUAGAAUAAAUACAACCCUAACUGUUGUAGAAGCAACGUCAGCUUCUCAUGGUGUAGGUAUGAUUGCAGGCACAGCAGUGACCAGCAUGUUUCUGACAUUAGCCGUCCUAGGAGCAGUCUUCAUUCAUGUCCACUACAUAAGGAAAGUUCCUCCAAAGGUAUCGGAGAUCAUUGUUCCUGAAAUGAUUUAUGCAAGUGAAGCAGUGACCUUAAUAUGUAACAUCACCUCCGUCCAGCUAAAGCAAGUGAAAGUUCAGUGGCUGCGAUGUCACGGGCACAAGCAUGUCUCCACCUCUGCAAAGGUAGAAAGCACUCUACUUCAGGAACACUUUGAAGACUUGAGUAGCUCUACAGAAAAUAAGCCUUUCAAGAACAGCCUCAUGUCCUGCCUCAGUAUUGUGCCAUCUAUUGAAGAUGAUGAUCGGGAAUACCAGUGCAAAGUGUGCUGUCUCAACAUACAUCCAAUUAUUAAAAAGACUUGUCUGAAAAUAUUGGUGCGACCAUCUCAUUUUCAAAUCGAAAGUGUGCCUAGGAUCCCAAUGCCAGAACAGAACUUAGUCCUUAGCUGCAGGGCUGAGAGGUUCUACCCUAAGGUCAUUUCUCUCAAAUGGUUUAAAGAUGAACUUCCAGUGAAGGGGGUCACUCAGUUUGGUCCUUUUCUUGAUGGAGGAAAGCUUUAUAGUGUUUGGAGUCAGACAGAGUUUCUGGUUUCAAGCAACGACCAAGGAGCUAUAUACACUUGCCGUGUACACCAUGGGAGCUUAACUGGUUUCAGAGAAAUUACCUACAAGAUUAAUUUGCAGGGAGCUGCACCUGAGGUGUCAUGGAUCACAUCGGAUCCUUCCCCACCCAAGCUUGGCCAAGAGUGCACGUUAAACUGUCGGGUGACUGACUUUCUGCCUGAAACUAUAACUGUCACAUGGUUUAAGAAUGGCCAGCCAGCACUCAGUGGGGUUUACAGCUCCCUGCCUGUUCUUAACAUUGAUGGGCGUUAUUCACUCUGGACUUUCUACAAAUUCACACCUACAGUCAAAGACUCGGGCAGCAUUUUUAAAUGUGUAGUAGAGCAUUGUGCUUUAAAGGGAGUUGAAGAAAGAUCAUUUAAACUGGAGAUGAAUGAUACAGUAUAAAUGUUUGCAUUAGAUGUAUUUACUCUUAAAUGUGUUUACAUAUUUUUUUUUUAUUUAUUCAAAGCAAGCUGCUUAUUUUAUGGGAAGAUUACCGUUUUUUUCUGUGCUUCUACAUUUGAGGCACAAUAGACUUUUGAAGACUCUUAGAGUGAAUCGCCUUAUGGAAUGGAGAAAAAGGAGUUACAUUUCUGGAGUCUUUAAAGCCAGGAGAUGGGCUUGGUUUGGUGUCUGAUAAGUAAUGAUGGUUCCAAGUAUGGCAAAUCUGAAGUUCUGCCCUCUAAAUUGGAAUUGUAAGCUCGGGAAGCUGCGGUGGGUUGGUGCCCUGCCCGAGGUUUGUUUCCUGCCUUACACCCUGUGUUGGCUGGGAUUCGAUCCAGCAGAAGCAACAAACACCCUCAAACACUCUGUCUCUGGAGCUUCGUCCUACUCCAGCACCUGACUCUCGCUCCUCAACUUUUUGAAAGCAGCCCCUUUUAUAAUCACCCGGACGUGCUCUAGGUGCUCACUGACGUUAUUCCGGCGGCACUUCCUGGUGUGGCGGAAGUGUAGAUCUCCCAGGUUUACGAGGCUUGGGGUGCCCCCUUGCAGUAGCCAUUUGCGCCUCCCUGCUCCUUCCCCGUGGUCCCCUCACAAUCCAGGGUGGUUGCCCUCUCAUGGCCCGGGGGACUUAUAGAUUGCCUUCGGGUCCUUCCAGGUGUCCCGGCUGGGUCUGGCCCUAAGCCUGCUGCCACACUGUAUAGUUACAGAGUGUUAUUACCUUGUACUUCCUGUGUGA